Antrostomus carolinensis (chuck-will's-widow) is the source of this 969-nucleotide messenger RNA. Its product is annotated as carnosine N-methyltransferase 2. The record is from RefSeq and is a predicted model, not a curated record. Gene Ontology annotation, molecular function: N-methyltransferase activity. The transcript is spliced from 8 exons. Bases 1 to 969 code for a protein of 322 amino acids. Lineage: Eukaryota; Metazoa; Chordata; Aves; Caprimulgiformes; Caprimulgidae.
AUGGAUCCAGCCCCAGAGAUGAAGAGGAAUAGGUUCCCCAGCAUGAACUUUGAAGCAGAGAUUCUGACAGCUCCACACGAUAAUUCAGAGCUAUAUGUGGCCCCUUCCAUGAGAAGUCUCACUGCUGAGGAGUACGCAGAGGCCUUUAAGACAUUUUUGGAUCAUUCAACAGAACACCAAUGCAUGGAUGAGUUCAACAAGGAAGAAAUGCCCAACAUCAUGGCUAGUCUCGGCAAUGGAAAAUCGAUGAUAAAUGUCCUGGGAGUUGGAAGUGGCACAGGUGAGCAGGAUUUGAAAAUGAUCAGGAUACUGCAGGCUGCACACCCAGGGGUCUUUAUUGACAACGAAAUCAUAGAGCCCAACCCGCAGCACGUGGCAGCUUACAAAGAGUUGGUGAAUCAAGCUCCAGACCUGCAGAAUGUCUCUUUUAUUUGGCACCAGCUCACUUCCUUGGAGUAUGAACAACAGGUGAAAGAGAAAGGCGCACACAAGAAAUUUGACUUCAUCCAUAUGAUCCAGAUGCUGUACCGUGUGGAGGAUAUUCUCAAUACUAUCAAGUUUUUCCACAGCUGCCUCGACCAUCAUGGUAAACUCCUGAUCAUAAUUUUAUCAGACAGUAGUGGAUGGGCCAGCCUAUGGAAGAAGUACAGACACUGCUUGCCUUCCACCGACAGUGGCCACUACAUCACCUCCAAUGGCAUCACGGAUGUUUUGAAGAGACUCGGUGUUGAAUAUCGCGUUUAUGAGUUCCCGUCAGGCUGGGAUAUCACCGAGUGCUUUAUCGAGGGGGACCCAGUUGGAGGCCGCAUGGUGGAUUUCCUGACGGGGACAAAAAACUUCCUGGGCACGGCCCCACCGGGGCUGCGGCAGCGGCUGCAGGAGGCUCUUUGCCAGCCCGAGUGCAGCAGCAAAAAGGAUGGGAGGAUCAUCUUCAGCAACAACUUGAGUAUGAUUGUGGUUGAAUCCUAG